Messenger RNA from Endocarpon pusillum Z07020, 951 nucleotides. RefSeq lists its product as uncharacterized. The record is from RefSeq and is a predicted model, not a curated record. The coding region runs from base 1 to 951 and encodes 316 amino acids. Gene Ontology annotation, cellular component: mitochondrial membrane. Lineage: Eukaryota; Fungi; Ascomycota; Eurotiomycetes; Verrucariales; Verrucariaceae. Gene Ontology annotation, molecular function: ferrous iron transmembrane transporter activity. Gene Ontology annotation, biological process: iron import into the mitochondrion. The transcript is spliced from 8 exons.
AUGUCGAAGCAUAACGCGGUACCUGCACCAGUUGAAGAAUAUGACUAUGAAGGACUUCCUCCAGACUAUACCCUUGGGCACAACAUGCUGGCAGGCGCAUUCGCCGGCAUUGCGGAACAUUCGGUGAUGUACCCGGUGGAUUUGUUGAAGACUCGAAUGCAGAUCAUCAACCCUUCCGCCGGUGGUCUUUACACAGGAUUGACCAAUGCGGUUUCUACGAUAUACAGAAUCGAGGGCAUACGGACCUUAUGGAGAGGGGUGUCCAGUGUUAUUGUUGGUGCCGGACCUGCACACGCGGUAUACUUUGGCACAUAUGAAGCCGUCAAGGAAUUUGCAGGCGGGAACAAAGAUGAUCAUCAUCAUCCUUUUGCAGCAGCUCUUAGUGGGGCUUGCGCAACAAUAUCUAGCGAUGCUCUCAUGAACCCUUUCGACGUCAUCAAGCAACGAAUGCAGGUCCAUGGAUCAACUUACCGCUCAAUAUCUCACUGCGCACGGUCUCUCUAUCGCACCGAAGGACUAACCGCUUUCUACGUCUCCUAUCCUACCACAUUGUGCAUGACCAUUCCAUUUACCGCCACCCAGUUCAUGGCAUAUGAGUCGCUAUCGAAGUUUAUGAAUCCUCAAAAAGAGUACGAUCCAUUUACGCACUGUAUGGCUGGUGGACUCGCUGGGGCGUUCGCUGCCGGCAUAACAACACCAUUGGAUGUUAUCAAAACAUUACUUCAGACAAGAGGCCUGAGCCAGGAGGCCGAGGUGAGGAACGUAAGAGGUUUGUUCAAUGGUGCCAAGAUCAUCAGAAGUCAGUAUGGGUGGUCAGGCUUCUUCAGAGGUCUAAGACCACGAAUCAUCACAACGAUGCCGAGCACGGCCAUAUGCUGGACGUCAUACGAGAUGGCGAAGGCGUACUUUAAGCGAUACCGAGAAUCCGAGUCCUACGCGGCGUCGUGGUAA